GGUAAACAUUUUAUAGAAUGAUUAAGAGUUCAUCUACAUUUAAUUACAUUUAAUUAGAUUAAUAGAAAAAUUACAAUGACUGUUUAUCAGUCUAUUCGAAGAAAAAAUGCCAAAGACUAAAAUGUCAAAGACUGAAAUGUAAUAGUAUGGCCUUUUACUAAUAUCCAGUCCCAUCCUUUGUAAUGUGAUGCAGGAUAUACCUGGUCCGCAGUCCUCCAGUGUAUUCUCUGAGGGUGGGUCUUCUAAACUGCAGACGGUUUAGAUGACAGAUACUGUACCUAUCCAUUGGAACAUUGAAAGACAAGAAAACUGCUCUUCUUGACACUCAAUUUUUUUUGCGCUUUCUUCGAUGGAUUCCUUAACUUUUGUUCUGUUGAACAGUAAUAUCUCUAUUUUUACAUUUUUUGUGAAUAUUUUCUUAGUCUUCUGUAUGAUAUUUCCACAGCAAGGAACUGACAGGCUGAAACAACCUCUUAAUGUUUUAUUGGGAACAAUUGUUGGGUGCAAUAUCACUCUUCAAAUCUGUAUUUUUUUGUACAUUAUUAUUGCUUUGUGUUCUUCAAGGCAUAUGGUUUUUGUUGUUGCAGUAGAAAUCCUCUUUUUUUCUAUGAGGACCAGUGUAACCUCAUCACUUUGGCUGAAUGUCUUCUACUACUGCCAGAUUGUUCCUACUCAGCAUUCUGUCUUCAUAUAUUUGAAAAAAAACAUCAGAUUCUUUAUAUACACUUCUUUGAUAGCAGAGAAAAUUUUCUUCAUCUUUGGAUUAUGUGAAAAUAUUGCAGCUAAUGCACUUUUUGAUAAGUAUUUUAACACUUACAACUAUACAACACAACUGCAUGAAACAGAAACAAAGCUUGAUACAGUGACUUUUUUAGCGAUGCUAGACAUUUGGAUAAGUUGUAGUUACACAUUGCUCUGUUUAAUUGUGAUGACAACAUCAAGCUGUGCAACUAUUUUUUACUUGCGGAAACACAUGAAGAGCAUGCAGGGAAGCAGCAGCACCAUUUCAUCUCCUCGCCUCCAGAGACAGAUGAGAGUGACAGUCACAGGCAUCAUUCAGACAAUCCUUUUCUUCCUUUGCUCAGUCUGGAUAUUAAUGAGAGAAUUACUUGCAUUAGUAUUCAAACUUUAUGUUGAUUUGAAUGGCCAUAUAUGUUGCUCUGUUGUUUGUUUGUACACUUUUGGAUCCACCAUUAACUUGUGUGUUGGCCAGACAAUAUUUCGUCAGCAAGUAGUUGGCAUUUGGCAAAAAUUUGUCAAAGCUGCCAAUUUGUUAUUCAAGUGAA
Messenger RNA from Tachysurus fulvidraco (yellow catfish), 1286 nucleotides. Its product is annotated as taste receptor type 2 member 129. Gene Ontology annotation, biological process: G protein-coupled receptor signaling pathway; sensory perception of taste. Lineage: Eukaryota; Metazoa; Chordata; Actinopteri; Siluriformes; Bagridae. The record is from RefSeq and is a predicted model, not a curated record. Gene Ontology annotation, cellular component: membrane. Gene Ontology annotation, molecular function: G protein-coupled receptor activity.